AUGGAGAACUCCAACCAACUGGACCCGCGCCAACAUCCCCUCCAGGCUAUUGGCAAUGCCAUCAGUGCUGAAGCACAAGGAGAGCGCAGACCUCCUCGCUCAAGUCAUAUGAUGGGUGCCAAUGAAGGACCAGCUGAUGUUAUCGCCAAGGUGUCUGGUGCCGUGAGUGGAGGGAAGAGAGAAGAUGAUGGCGCUUACUUUACCAACAACGAAGGCCACCCCUUCCCUGAUCCGGCGCAUAGCAAGACAGUUGGAGGCAUGCCGCUGAUCAGCGACACCUUUUUGUUGCAGAAGCAGCAGCACUUCAACAGAUCCAAGAACUUGGAACGCAUGGUCCAUCCUUGUGGCUCCGGCGCUUUUGGAUAUUUUGAGUGCACUCAAGAUGUCACCGACCUCACAAAAGCCAACUUCCUUUCGUCUAAAGGAGAGAAGACUCCGGUCUUUGUCAGAUUCUCCACUGUCACUCUUGGAAGAGAGUUUCCGGAUGAGGCUCGCAACCCUCGAGGUUUCGCUAUCAAGUUUUACACCAUGGAGGGAAAUUAUGAUCUUGUUGGUCUGAACUUUCCCGUCUUCUUCUGCCGUGACCCUAUCCAAGGACCAGACGUCAUCCGCUCCCAAUAUCGCAACCCAACCAACUUCCUCCUGGACCAUGACGCCCUCUUCGAUCUCUUGGCCAACACCCCCGAAGCGAACCAUGCAGGACUCAUGUUCUUCAGUGACCACGGCACCCCCCACGGCUGGCGCUUCAACCAUGGCUACGGCUGCCACACCUUCAAAUGGGUCAACUCCAACGGAGAGUUUGUCUACAUCAAGUACCACUUCAUCGCCAAACACGGCCAAAAGCAGUUUACCGACAGUGAAGCAAUGCAGAUGUGUGGUGAAGAUCCUGAUUACUCCAAGAGAGAUCUCUGGGGGGCUAUUGAGAAGGGUGAGGAGAUUGAGUGGACUGCACAUGUGCAGGUCAUGGAUCCUAGACAGGCCGAUCCUGAUAAGCUUGGGUUCGAUCCUUUUGAUGUUACAAAGGUUUGGCCGAGAUCGCAGUUCCCGAUGAAGGAGUUUGGAAGACUUGUGCUUAACAAGAACCCCGAGAACUUCCAUCGGGAUGUUGAGCAGGCUGCUUUCUCUCCAGGCAGCAUGGUCCCCGGUAUCGAAGACUCGCCCGAUCCUCUUCUUCAAUUCCGCAUGUUCUUCUACCGCGACGCCCAGUACCACCGAAUCGGCGUCAACCUGCACCAAAUCCCCGUCAAUUGUCCCUUCAUGGCAAAGUCCUACGCCUCACUGAACUUUGAUGGGCCAAUGCGUACAGAUGCCAAUCAUGCGGGCAACAAGCAAUACGCCCCUAACAGUUUCGCUCACAAAUUCAGACCUGACGCAGCCGAGGCUCCUUACCAGGUGAACGACAACAUCGUGAGUAGGUCUAGUCACUAUUGGCACGAGGGUAAGAAGAACGACUACGACCAAGCCAAGGAGCUUUGGACAAGAGUUAUGAGUGAGCAGGAGAAGAAGAAUACUUGCUACAACACAGCCAAGGGUCUUCGACGUGUCAAGUAUCCCGAGAUCCAGAGCAAGUAUUUGGCGCAGGUAUACAACAUCUCAGAGGACUAUGCGCAGGGUAUCUACGAUCUUUUGGAGAAGCCAGAGUUUGAGUUCUCCAAGGUCAAGGAACUUGCUGAGACUGCGCAGGAGUGGUACAAGGAGCCCAAGUUCAGACCUGGACCUGGAUCGAAGCUGACGGGAUAUCCUCCUGAGGCUGCGGUGUACCAAGCAUGA
Molecule: messenger RNA, 1770 nt
Organism: Fusarium coffeatum
Lineage: Eukaryota; Fungi; Ascomycota; Sordariomycetes; Hypocreales; Nectriaceae
Exons: 7
Coding region: 1-1770 (589 amino acids)
Biological process (GO): response to hydrogen peroxide; hydrogen peroxide catabolic process
Cellular component (GO): peroxisome; mitochondrion; cytoplasm
Molecular function (GO): catalase activity; heme binding
Source: RefSeq, a predicted model, not a curated record